AUUUUCAUGGGUUCUCUUCCCUUUUCCCUUGUCCAGAUCUCGAGACCCUUUUGCCUCCUGAUCUCUCAUCUACCGUUCUGUGAUAUUGACAUUUGUUCAAUAGUCAUUUAAUUCGCCGGGGGCACAUUCCCAAACCUUUUUCAACUCAACCCCCAAUCGCCUGUUCACUGCACCUUCUUCUCCUCUUUGUUCGUUCUUCUCUCGCUUCAUUUCCUCCGCCAUUGUCUCCUUCUCUCUCUCUGUUUCGUUUUACAAUAUACAGAGCACUUAGAGCAAAGCUGAAGCGUAAAAACCCAACCUUUUUGUUUGUUUAUAUUAUCAUCUCAGCUGCCCGUGUGGGGAAGAAGAAGAAGAAAAAUGUUGACUUCCCCUCCAAUUUUGAUGAGGUGUUAGCUUAGCUCAUUAAGCCCAGCAAUUACGGGGAGGUCGGUGCCACAAAAUCGGACGAGCUUUCGAUUAGUUGCUUUGCAUGGAAACCAAGGUUGUGGAGAAGUGCUAAUCUCUCAGGAAGUUGGAAGUGAUCAAAUGUCGUUAGGAGAGGGAUUUGGGUUUGAGAUUUGGAUGAGUGAGCCUCAGAGUGUUGAGAGAAGGCGCCAAAAUUUCAUGUCCCAAAUGGGUCUUUCAAAUGAUGUGAGUAGCUCUUCAAUGAGCUGCAAUGGCGGUGAGGAAGAAAUUGGUGGGUUGGAGUUGUUGGAGAGGGUUUCUGAGAGCAGUAAUGCUGAAUGUUCGUCGAGUUCUUGCACCGAUGGAGAUGAGAUAAGUAGUUUGGUUUGUUUUGGGAGGGAGAGUUGUUCUGAAGCUAAUUCCAUGGUUGAUGAUGAUUUGGAAGAAGAGGAGGAGGAGGAAGAGUUCAUGGGAAGGAAACCAGGUAGUGGGAGCGAGAGCUUGGAAGGAGAGGUUUCGACAUCUCAGAAAGGGAAUGUCGAGAAGAUGAAGAGACGGUGGAGCUGGAAGCAGUUCGUGAACAACAAGAAGAGGGAUGAUCAAGAGGUUAUUAGUAGUGACUUGGUUUCCAAGGCAAGCAGCAGAUUGGCCAAAGUGAAGUGCAACAAGAAGAAGUACAUGGAGCUGAGUGGGUUGUUUGUAGAGCAAGAAAUCCAAGCUCACAAGGGAUUCAUUUGGACAAUGAAGUUCAGCCCUGAUGGCAAGUACUUGGCAACUGGCGGUGAAGAUGGCAUCAUUCGAAUUUGGCAAGUUGGAACAACUCCUGCUGAUUCCAAGCUUCCCGGGGCUGGCUUGAAGAAGGGUGGCGGCCAAUAUCACCAGCAUCCUUCCGUUGUGAUUCCUGAGAUGGUUUUCAGAAUCGAAGAGUCACCGGUGCACGAGUUUCGUGGCCAUUCGAGUGAUGUUCUUGACUUGGCCUGGUCAAGCUCAAAUUUGCUGCUGUCUUCUUCAAAGGACAAAACAGUUAGAUUGUGGCAAGUUGGUUGCAACAAUUGCCUCAAUGUUUUCCACCACCGUAACUAUGUGACGUGUAUCCAAUUCAAUCCUGUGAACGAGAACUACUUCAUCAGCGGAUCAAUCGAUGGGAAAGUUCGAAUAUGGGGGGUGCACGAGGCACGAGUCAUCGAGUGGGCUGAUGUUCGAGAUGCCAUAUCUUCCGUAUGUUACAAACCAGAUGGCAAGGGAUUUGUAGUUGGCUCGAUUCGAGGCAGAUGCCGCUUCUAUGAAGUAUCAGCCAAUGAUCUGCAACUAGAGGCAGAGAUUCGUAUACAAGGAAGAAAGAGAACAUCCGGCAAUAGAAUCACAGGCAUUCAGUUUUCCCAGGAAAAGGCACCAAAAGUUAUGAUCACUUCUGAAGAUUCCAAAGUCAGAAUAUUCGAUGGCUUUGACCUCAUCCACAAGUUUAAAGGGCUCCCAAGGUCAGGGAACCAGAUGUCGGCUUCCUUCACAUCAACAGGGAAACACAUAAUCUCGGUUGGAGAUGACUGUCAAGUCUAUGUCUGGAACUACAAUGACCAAGGCAGCUUCUAUGGUGGUGGUGGUAGCCCUGUCCACUCCAAACACAUCAAAUCCGAACAGUCCUUCGAGCAUUUCUCCUCGCAAGGUGUCUCUGUUGCGGUGCCUUGGCCCGGAAGCAACAAGAGCAGUGGUAGUGAAGUUGGUGAUAGUGGGAGUCAAGGCAGAUUGCUUGGCCAGAAAGGCACCGGCCAUGGUGGUGGUAGGAAGGUUUCCAAAGACAUGGAUAGGUUUUCGCUUGCAAAUUGGCGCAACUUCAUGGAGGGUGGACGUCGGGGGAACUCGUCGUCUGCUGCCACGUGGCCCGAGGAGAGGCUUCCCGGUUGGGACGAUGGUGCGGUGGAUCGGAAACCGAAGUGGUUUGAUGCGCCGGCGACUUGGGGGAUGGUGAUUGUGACUGGAAGUUGGGAUGGGAAGAUUUCCACUUUCAAUAACUAUGGCUUGCCGAUGAUCCUGUGAGACAAUGCUAUGACUUGAGUUGGAAGCAAGGGAGAAAAACAACUUGUAGAUGUUGAAGAUAGAAGAGUGUAAAAGAAAAUCGUGGUUGAUGUGAAUAAUUUAACUUAGUCGAAGCACGAUUAAAGAAAGUGCAUUAGGUUUAGUGUUCCUUUUUCCUUAGAGAAAAUCGUGGUUGAUGUGAAUAAUUUAACUUAGUCGAAACACGAUUAAAAGAAAGUGCAAAGGAAAAUAUAUGCUAAUUCUAUCGUUUGAAAGUUGUG
This is a messenger RNA of Linum tenue, 2678 nucleotides long. NCBI's taxonomy places the organism in Eukaryota, Viridiplantae, Streptophyta, Magnoliopsida, Malpighiales, Linaceae. The record is from the annotation of a GenBank genome assembly.